CAUUGUUGAUGGUUUUCACAGCCAACAAAGCAUGAUUUUAAUCAUAUUAUGUACAUAACAAGUUGGAAGGAAUUGCGUAACCAACUGGCUAGAUCAAAAUUAUUUAUUCAUGAGGGCAGAAAAGAUUCAGGUUUCUGGAAUUUUAAUUCGCGUUUUAUCGUACAAGGACAAUGGCUACUCCGGGUCAAGGCUGGUUGGGGUUUAAAAUAUACAUCAGAGCUCAACUUGAGCGAAAAUGUCUGUGGAACAAAUGGUCGACUGAACAAGUUUUUUUGGCCAGUUAUUAACUAUGCAAACUCUUCAUUUUCCAAUUACAGUUCGAAACUGCUUCUACCAAAUCUUCAGAGUGUAAUUGUAAAUAUGUUAUUGGAUUCGACAUUCACAGGGACAGUGCUAGACGCGUGAUUGAAGCGUUGCAGCAUACAUGUAAAUAUGUUUCGGUGUGUUUCUACAACAAAACAAACAGGAUGCAGACUGUACAUAAAUAUAUACAAAUGAAAUGUGUUAGCUUGCACGGUUUGAGAGGACAUUAAAAAACAUGAAUAAAUGCAACUUUUGUACAAAGUUUUAAUAUAUUGCAUGAUUUAGAUGGAAAAUUUCAGCCGAGGAAAGGCACAAGUAUGCAUCUACAAAUAUAUGCAUAAUGUGGAUUUAAUCUUUAGUUUGAUUAUCUUGAAGUCUAUAUUUAGGAAUUGCUUUGAACAUAGUCUAUAAACAUGCUUAUAAUUGUGAAAGCAUGAAAUCCAUAUAUGUACAUAUGUAUAUGUACAUAUGAGAAUGAACUGUACAGUUUAUCGGAUUGCUACUUCAUAAGAAUUAAAUCGACUAAUAAUUCAAAGCAAAGAAAUGUCCAGAGAAAUGCAGGGGAGACAAGGCAACGCUGUUUAAAUACUUUGAGCCUAAUAAGAUUAAUAAUAUUCAUUACGAGAUUUGGUGGUAACUCCGUAAUCAGAAACAACAAUUCCACUGUCCCUGCCUGAUUACUCUGUUCAGCAUUUAAAAGCAACAUUUUUUUUUACUUUGUCUCAAGUGUUGCCAAUGUAAAUACAAAUAGUCAAGUUAUCGUGGUUCCGUUCGACCAAGACGAUUCUUAAUAUCUACUUCUUUGUAUUGCUGCUUCGCCUUUUAGACAAAGUAGCUUGUGAAAAGUAAGAUGGUUAAGAACAAGGACGAUGAGACUAGCAAGUCAGCAUAUUCAUCUGCAACGUAUGACACGAGUUGUGGAACGACAUCCACAUCUACGUCUAUCAAUCUGAAAGUCAACACAACGCCGGUGAAACGGAGAGACAGCAAGUUCCGGUCCUCGUCCCCAGCGGCCUCCAUAGCCUCGCAUAACUUGACCAUCCUCACUGGAGGCGAAGAGUAUGGAAGUCAGGCUUGGUGCAUCGUCAUUUGCUGUUUUCUUGUAAACAUUGUGGUCAUGGGGUUCCUAAAAUGCUUGGGAAUUCUCAUCAUCGAAGUCCAGAAAUCGUACAAAGCAACUCCUGCCCAUGUGUCUGUUCUUGUUAGCAUCACAUCGUGCCUUAACUGCGUCGCGGGUCCGUUAGCAUGUUAUCUAGUUCUCAAGUUUACUGCACGUUCGAUUGCCUUCAUGGGGACUGUUCUAGUGUCCGUAGGGCUGAUGCUGAGUUGGUUCGCCACUUCAAUCACAUUUUUAUAUUUUUCAAUUGGUGUUUUAGUCGGACUUGGUUCCGGAUUUACUUACUCACCUGGACUGAUUCUGAUAGGAAAUUACUUUCAGAAGAAUCGGGGCAUGGCGAAUGGUGUUGUGGUUUCCGGAAGUCCUGUCGGAGGAAUGAUUAUGCCCUACAUGCUCAAUUUUUUGAUUCAAUACUUGGAUUGCAGAGGAGCUCUCUUAAUUUUGGGUGGAAUCAUGAUGAACGCAGUAAUUUGCACACUUUCCUACAAACCAUAUCGCGCCCCACCUCCAAAAAAGGUGAUUGCUCCUGCUUCUCCAGUGAUGCGAGGACAUGGGAGGUCUGCAAGUUUUAAUAAAAUGCCGGCAAACAGCAACCGCGACGACUCUUGCAUGAAAGUAAUCAGGGGGCCUGAAGAAGAUGAGAGUGACGAGUCGAGUGGACCAGAAUUUAUACCUGACGAAAUGGGUCUUAAAUCUCAAAAUAAACUGAAGAAACGGGUCUCAUCUCUCAGCACUGGAUCAGUGAUCGUGUACAAAAUAAAUGAAAAAUAUGGGCACCCACACUGCAAGGAAACUCGUUGUUUUCCGGAAAAAUUACACAAAGUCCUCAGUAGACCCCCAUUUUGGACAAAACCAGAAAAUGACUCAAGCAAAAUGCGAAAAUUGAGUGGGAUGGGCCAAAACGUUGAACCGAAAGCUAGUCAAACAGAAAUUCAUCCACACAAUGUGCAAGAAAAUCAAAUAAUAGCUCAUCCGUACACUACUGGCCUCGUUAAACGUAAUGCAAAAGUAGGAAGCGGUGGUGGUUCUGGGCACCUUGGAUCCAGUGGUAAAUUUACUUUCCCCCCAGCAACCCCUACGCGAAAUAGUAAAUGUCACACAAUUGUUCCACCUUCGUCAACGAAAUUAAAUCAGGAAUCAGAACAACUUCCGUCCGGGUUUCUUCGCCAAAGUCAAACUGGCUCUCAGACAAUUGGUGCAGACUUGGAAUUGAGAAAUAGGAAGCUCAACAAAGAUAGAAGGGAACCCCCAUCGCCACAAGCAGUUUCUACAAAAAGGUUGCCGCCUUACAUCAUGUCGUUGGACCACAGUUGUGUGAUCAUGUGGUCAAACGAUAAUCUUACCAAAGGACGAUUGCCAAUUGGAAAACUUAGCUCGACUUUAACGGUAUCUGUUAAAGAUGAGAUUCAAGAGGAAAGGAAAAAUGUGCAUGAUCAUGGAGAGCAUGUUUCUCAAGAAUUCAAAAUAAAAUUUCCUCAAAAAAGGCGAAACUGCUGUUCCAGAUGCUUGUCAUGGAUAAAAAAUUCGCCGCUCUCAUCUCCAACGUACUUGAUCCUUCUAUUUUCUAACUCAUCUACAGCAAUUGCCACAACAAACAUUCUUUUGCUUAUCCCUGCUCUUGGAGAACAUCGGGGCCUUUCCAAAGCGGAAUCUAGCACUGUGUAUUUGAUUGUCUCUUUAUCGGAUUUGUGCUCAAGGCUCAUUGGUGCUUUCAUUUAUGACCGAAAAUUUCUUCCCCCGACAGUAAUUUUCGCUUCUGGACUUGUGCUCGCUGGGGUCUCGUCAUUUUUUAUUGGGAUGGCCGACACCUUUCUGAAAUUCAGUUCAUUCGGUGGAAUGUUUGGAUUUUCAUGUGGUCUACAUAUUGGAAUUUUUGGGGCACUGUUGGCAGAAGUUGUAGGCAUCGCUUUGCUUCCUGUAGGGUAUGCUUUCUGCAUGAUGCUAAACGGAAUUCUUCAAUUUUCCUUCAUCAAUAUUUCUGGGAAAAUCCUCUCAACCGAUUCUGAGGCUUAUGAGAGUCUCUACUGCUUUUACGGGAUUUGUCUCGUUGUUGGAGGUUCAUUAUGGGUGAUUCCCUUCAUUGCUGACAAACUCAACAAACUGAACCACAAUUUGUGCAUUUUCUUUUCGAGACAACGCCAAGAAAAUGCAGACAACGAAAAUGCAGAAAACUGAUUUUUACUGGUAGUGUAUGCAUCUUUUUAAAAUACUUAUUCGAGGAAUAUUCCGUAUUCAAUGAUUUAUCGACUUUGUUGCUCAAUUUCAUGUAUUUGCUGUCUAAUAAAUUUUGCAUUUCGCUACUUUAAGGAUUGCGUAUUAUGCACAUAUGCAUGCAUAUAUUUAAUAGUGGGUUAUUAUUGCCUGUGAUAAAUUUGAUCUUUCUGCAACAUCGUCGUGAGCAGCUUGUAUACUGAAAUAUAUGUGAAAUUACUCGUAAUGAGCCAUAUUUGCAAUUUUACUAUUAAUUUUUAUUAAAACCUGAACCUUUACCGCACAACCACAUCCUUAGCGCAAUAUGUUUUAAUCUCCAUUGGCUUUAAUUUUAUUAUAUUUAUAUUUCGUGACUAAGCUAGCUCAGCAGAGUUCUGCUCAGGAAGCAUCUGAUACAAUUACUACCAAUUUAAACUAAAUUACAUGACAAUGCAUUGAUCUGCAUGCUUAUUAUUACUCCUCCUCCUUAGAUUACCCCCCAAUUGGAUUACUCCAACUGCAUUAUUUGGUCCUGCAAUUUUUAUAUUGAUCUCAAUCGUGAAAUACAUUUAAACAUUUAAUUGCUUGCUCUUUCUCUGUGCCGACCCCCGCCACUGUUAGCUGCGACUAUUUAGUUUCGAAGGUUGAAAUAAAAAUGCAAUCAACUAAUUGUAUAUUUUUAAACUAAUGUGGGUUGCAUCAUCUUGGCAAUACAUAUUAAUGGACUGACUGAGUUCAGGAUAUCAACUGAUUUUGACAUUUUUAUUGGUUUCGCUUAAUGUUUCGUCUACAGUGGUUAUAAUUAUUCAGCUGCGAAUGUUGAAAUGUCAGCUAUGCACCCCGCAAAUUAGGAUAACACACAGAAAAUGUAAAUAAAAGAGACUAUUAAACGAUGAUGCCAACCACCCAGGUUCUUAAUUAGAAUUUCUCGUCUAAUUGUAAGUAUGCCUCAUCUGUGUGAAAUUAGGUUGAUUCGGAAUCUUAAUUUGGACAAAGGCCAGCUCCUCAAUAUGAUGAAUUGCUUAAAUUUUUCAUCCAAUCUAGCCAACCAUCACAUUUCAUAUGACAUGAAUGUAUGGAAUGAAUGCACAUGCAGUGGUGUCAUCAGGUUUAAAAGUGAACGUCACUGUAAAUUAUUAUAUUGUGUCAUCUUUCGUUUCGUCUUUAUUUUACACAUACUGUCAUGGAUGUCAUGUAUGUAUCAACUAAACUAUGCUGACUGAGGUGGCCUUAUUGGCCGAGUCCCAUUUCGUGUAUGUGCUGGGUGUAGAACAGGUCUUGUGUAAAUUGAGGGCUACGAAAAUAAUUACUUCCAUUCACUUUCCAAAAUCAUGUAAAAUCAUCUCAUCAACUUGGUAAUCUUUGUUUCGUAAUCAAAGCUACACUUUUAUUUUACGCUAAUAUACAGAAAUAAGUAUAAAACAACAAAUUUGGGAUGAGGUUUGAUCCAAUUAAAUACGCUUAAAAUUACUAACAAUUUAAAUGUCAUUUUAAUUUCUUAAAGAUGACAGGACUAGGACAUCAUCGCUCUUAUGCUGUUACAGAUGAGU
Messenger RNA from Folsomia candida, 5160 nucleotides. RefSeq lists its product as uncharacterized. Gene Ontology annotation, biological process: transmembrane transport; monocarboxylic acid transport. The transcript has 12 exons. The record is from RefSeq and is a predicted model, not a curated record. The coding region runs from base 1154 to 3595 and encodes 813 amino acids. Gene Ontology annotation, molecular function: monocarboxylic acid transmembrane transporter activity. NCBI's taxonomy places the organism in Eukaryota, Metazoa, Arthropoda, Collembola, Entomobryomorpha, Isotomidae.